AUGGAGGAGCUGAGCUCGGAGGAUCGCAACGAGCGCAAAAAGACGCCACAGACGGUGCGUGGCAAGAGGCGGCGAUCGCCCUCACCCCAAGCCGACAAGAAGCGUCGAAGCAAGGGUGCCAGUGCUCGCAGCCCGGCUCCCCAGAAGAAGAAGCCCAACAAGAAUGACGAGGACUCGGAGGACCAGGCCAAGGACGUUGACGAUCCCUCGCCUGAGCCGCCGAUUCAGGAGGUGAAUAUAAACCGCAACUCAGUGGGCAACCGAAACAAAGACAAUGAAAACAUGCCCAUCAAAGGCGGCACCAUUAUGGAUCUCGACAGCAACGAUUACGAUGACAAACAUCUCAACUCUAAUGUCAACUCGGUGGAAGAGAAGACAUCACGUCCCGCUUCGCCCACUCGUACUGAAAAUGCCAAUGACAACGUGGCCAAGUACGACAAGGACGACGGUGCCGAUGACAAUGUGACCGAGCAGGCAAACCACAUCAUCAUUCCCAGCUACGCCUCAUGGUUCGACUACAACUGCAUCCACUCGGUUGAACGACGCGGCCUUCCAGAGUUCUUCAACAGCCGUAACAACUCAAAAACACCCGAAGUGUACAUUGCCUACCGCAACUUUAUGGUCGACACGUACCGGCUCAAUCCCACUGAGUAUCUGACGGUCACCGCUGUUCGCCGAAACAUUGCCGGCGAUGUGUGUGCCAUCAUGCGAGUGCAUGCCUUUCUCGAGCAAUGGGGCCUGAUCAACUACCAGGUGGACGCUGACGCUCGCCCUACCCCAAUGGGUCCUCCAUCGACCAGUCAUUUCCAUGUUUACCUCGACGCACCGUCCGGCCUGCAGCCACUCAACCCUCCUCGAGGACAGAUGUCAGCCACCCAACAGAUGCUGAACUUGCCAAAGGAGAACGGCAUCGGCAAGCUCGACUCUGAAAAGGGCGAGGCGGCGGACAAAACGGAUGGCGCCACACUGAAGAACGGUUUCAAUGACAACUUUGGACUGAAAGUUGAUCAGUACGCCAAAAAGAAUUCCUUCUUUAAAAGCAAAGCCGCGGCAAAUCUCUCACGCGAGUGGACUGAGCAGGAGACACUGCUUCUCUUGGAGGGACUGGAGCUUUACAAGGACGACUGGAAUAAGGUGUGCGAACACAUUGGCAGCAGGACGCAAGAUGAGUGUAUUCUUCACUUUUUGAGGUUGCCCAUUGAGGAUCCUUACCUUGACAACACCAACAACGCUCUCGGCCCACUGUCGUACAACCCGAUUCCAUUCUCCAAGUCGGGAAAUCCCAUCAUGUCAACUGUAGCAUUUUUAGCCUCUGUUGUUGACCCAAGAGUUGCAGCAUCAGCAGCCAAAGCGGCAAUGGAAGAGUUUUCGAAAAUCAAAGAUGAAAAUGUGUCUGAUGACGUUUCUGCUUCAAAGAGCUCUGAAACUCCGACUGCUAUCAGUGAAAACACAACAUCAGCUGACGCCACCACCAGACCUGCUUCAGAGGAUUCUACAGAAAAAAGUGCUGAAGCAAAUGACGCAAAAUUGAAAAAAGACGGCGCUGAGCAAGCAGAAUCAACAGACAGCCAAAAAGAUGAUAAAGAAAAAGAGAAGGAAAAGGAGAAGGAUGUAAACGGCGUGAAUGAGGAAGUUUCUGAAGUUAAAAAGGAAAUCACCGACUCAGAAAAGCCUAGCGAGCCAAUGGAAGUGGACAAGGAGAAUGGCGGCGAUGCAGCAACUGAGAAAAGCAAGGAAGGUGGUGCUGAAAAGUCCAGUGAAGAUGCAUCGACAACAGAAAAAGACUCAACAGUGGCAACAGCUGAAAAGGAGAAUAAAGAGAAGAAUGCUGUCAAAGAAUCUCAAAUUUCUGUUGCAGCUGCUGCCGCUCUUGGUUCUGCCGCUGUGAAAGCUCGUCACUUGGCUGUGGUGGAAGAGAGAAAAAUCAAGUCCCUAGUUGCACUACUGGUUGAGACUCAGAUGAAGAAGCUAGAAAUUAAGCUGCGUCACUUUGAGGAAUUGGAGCACAUCAUGGACCGUGAGAAAGAGACGCUCGAAUUCCAAAGACAGCAGCUAAUGCAGGAACGACAGCAGUUUCACAUGGAGCAGAUUCGACAGCAGGAGUUGCGCGCUCGCCAACAGGCUCAGCAGUAUUACAAUGCUCAACAUCCUGUCGCCAAUCACAGUGCUCCACAAAAAGAGCAGCAGCAACAGCAACAGCAACCACCACCGCCUUCCCAGAAUUCUGGUGGUCCUGCAGCGGCUGAGAAUGACGCCAGCAAGCUGUCUCGUCCUGGAAUGCCUCCUGCCGCUCAAAGAUUCCCCAACUCGCCAUCAGUACCGAUUCGACCGCCAGUUCAGCAGCAACUGCAGCAGCAGCAGCCACCCCCACCUCAACCGCAGCAGCAGCCAAUGCAGUCAGUGGUGCCCCAGCACCUGACCACUCCAUCGCAACCUGGUGUUGCGCUGAACACUUACACACCCUCACAGUCCCAGCCCCCACAAGCUCCCCAAAUACCGCAAGCCCCACCCUCAUCAGCCCCAUCAACAAAUAACAUAAUUCAAAGCUCUCCUGCAUCAGCAGUACCACCACAGCCAUCAGCAGCAGCAGUUUCAAUGAAUCCUGAUCAGCAGGUUGUGGCUGCUCCAGCCGUAGCAGCAGCAAACCCUUCUCAGCUGCCGCCCCAGUCAAUGGUGCCCCAGCAAGCUGCUCCUCCCCUUCAGACAAAUAACAUGAUGCAAACAGCGGCGCCUCUACCCCCAGCACCUGUUUCGAUGAGCUCCGAACCGCAAGGCAGUGUUGCGGUGAUGCCUUCAGUUUCAGCCCCGGUGCAACAAUCUCUUCCGCCGUCUCAACUGCCACCACAGUCAAUGGUGCCACAGCAUUUACCACCUCCUCCGACCAAUAACUCAAUGCAAAAUGCUCCUGUACAGCAGCCACUACCACUAGCACCUCCUGCACAGCAACAGCCAUCACCACCAUUGCAGCAACAGCAGCAGCCGCCGCAGCAAGCCCUUCCAAUGAACCCAGGUCAAGGUGAAGGAGUUGGGGGAGUUGCCUCAAGUGCUCCAGUGCCCAUGCAAACUGAGUCACCACCAGCGAGCACCACAAAUACUUAG
Messenger RNA from Rhagoletis zephyria (snowberry fruit fly), 3099 nucleotides. The record is from RefSeq and is a predicted model, not a curated record. Lineage: Eukaryota; Metazoa; Arthropoda; Insecta; Diptera; Tephritidae.